AGAACAAGUUGUGAUAACAAAACUGUUUGCAAUGAUGCCAAAAAAGGAUACCUGACUGACUAAUGUGAAUGGACAUUUGCAAGGUACCACGUGGAACAUAUAUUCUGUCACAAACGGUCAGCCUGGCCUAUGAUGCUGGCCUUGCUUCCUGCACCGUAGUUCUCACUGUGACCAUUUCUCUUCAGACCUCUUUUAUUAAACCGCCGUGGACUAGCAGAUUUUGUAUGAUCAACUCAUGUCCGACCCAUUCGAUGUUAUACCAUUCGAGGACAUCAAGGGAGAAUGGAAGAAGCUAGGAUCAGGUUCUUUUGGGAAUGUUUAUAAAGGAUCAUACCUGGGCAUUGAUGUCGCAAUCAAAGAAGUCCUGCCAUCCAACAGUUACAAUGUCGCCAAAUAUUUUGAGAGGGAAUGGAGAUUAAUGAAGGAAGCUCGUCAUCCAAAUGUUGUGCUUUACCUUGGCCUGUCGCGUGCCCCGCCCCCAGAUGGACGAAUAUUCAUAAUAUCAGAGUACAUUGAGAACGGAAAUCUUAGAAUGUACAUAUUCGAUAAGACGAAACCUUUUCCGUGGCGUCUCCGGCUUUCUUUUGCUACAGAUAUUUCCCGUGCUCUCGCAUACCUUCAUGCACGUAAGUGCAUACACCGCGAUUUGAAAGGCGAAAAUCUCCUUGUCACCGCAAACGGCAGAUUGAAGAUCACCGACUUUGGUUUCGCUCGGAUUGCCGCUCGCAACGAAGAGGAAAGCAAGCGUCUUACCUUCUGCGGGACUGAUUCCUACAUGUCACCCGAAAUUCUACUUGGGGAGGAGUUCGAUUUGCCCACAGACAUUUUCUCUCUCGGUAUCAUCUUCUGCGAGAUCGCGGCGCGGAGGUUAGCUGAUGACCGCCAUUUCAAACGUACUGGCCCAAAGUUUGGCAUCGACCCCGAGGAGGUGCGCCGAUGGGCAAGCCCCGGCUGUCCGCCGGCGUUCCUUGCUCUUGCGUUCGACUGUCUUGCCGAGGAUCCAAAGGCACGCCCCACCACUCGCGUCAUUUUAGACAGGCUAAGCGAAAUCGAAACGGAGGUUUUGUCACGUCCAGACACUGAUAACUUUCACGUUGGGAGCAUCAAACUUAUGACAGGAGGCAGACGCCGGGGUGCUGCUCCCCGCAUUCCAAGUUUCGGGGCUGAUGUUGGCAAGGACAUCAGGCACAAUGAGGCCUCAGUCAAAGAGGAUGUGCUUGCGGCCCUGUCCAGCGGCGAGGAGAGCAGCGAUGAAGAGUCUGUGGACGCGGCGCAAGGUCUUGUUGUCAGCCUAGAUCCAAACAGCGACUGGAGCACGGCUGCCAACGGACACUCGGGUGAUAGCACCCAACCUCUUCUCGUCAGUAACUCUAGCACAUUGUCAGAAUACAGCCCCGUCGUCGACCGGGCCCAUGUUCCCACAACUGCAGAUGACAUCCCAACAUCUUUAUCUUCCAUUCUCACUAUUCGACCUGCACUCGACCCAAACGGAACGGCGGAACCUAUUACCCCAGGUGCCUCUUUCACUGACAAUAGCAAUACUCCAACGAGCAGCGCCUCCAUCAUGUCGGCGCAGAGUUAUCAGACUGCACAAUCGUCCAUCCAGUGUUCUACCACAGCGACGAAAGGCCCCUCCUCCAUCAGUUCUCCUGCUAUGCUUCACCGCUUUACGUUACUUAGACCUGGCACAAAGCGUAGUAGCAGAUCGGUAUCCCCGACACGUCAUACCGACGGAGGAUGGAACCCCCUAGAGCUAAUCUUCUCUAGUGGAUUACUCGUGCAGAAGUGUGAUAUAUGCUUAAAGAGGAUUGGUUGGAAACCUAUUUUGGAAUGUGACGAUUGUGGGCUGCGGGCUCACGUUAAAUGCGGAGAAGUUGCCCCUCGCGACUGUAAUAUUCGUUCGGUAAUUCAACCAGCCCUGCACACAUCAUCGCCGUUGUCAAAAGGAAGGAGCCAGCCAAAGAGAGUGUCCUUACCCCAUUCGAUCACGCGAUAAGGGACCCUGCAUGUUCUCGGAUUAGUAUUCUCGGGCCUAUUGCGAUCAUUGCUUAGUAUCAAGCCACACAUAACUUACAUUCAU
Suillus subaureus is the source of this 2080-nucleotide messenger RNA. RefSeq names its product kinase-like protein. The transcript is spliced from 7 exons. Gene Ontology annotation, molecular function: ATP binding; protein kinase activity. The coding region runs from base 236 to 1996 and encodes 586 amino acids. The record is from RefSeq and is a predicted model, not a curated record. Lineage: Eukaryota; Fungi; Basidiomycota; Agaricomycetes; Boletales; Suillaceae. Gene Ontology annotation, biological process: protein phosphorylation.